GAGCAGAGCGUGCGCGGCGGUGGUAAUGGCUGCCAGGGAGAGUGAGGAAGACAACAAAUGAACCCCUGCGAGAAGAUUUAAAGUGAGGAAUAGGAUGGUAAGCAGCCAGCCAAAGUACGAGCUGAUCCAGGAGGUGGGGCGUGGCAGCUACGGUGUGGUCUAUGAGGCGGUGGUGAAGAGAACGGGUGCCCGGGUGGCGGUGAAGAAGAUCCGCUGCCACUCUCCGGAGAACGUUGAACUCGCCCUGCGGGAGUUCUGGGCCCUCAGCAGCAUCCAGAGCCAGCAUCCGAACGUCAUCCACCUGGAGGAGUGUGUCCUACAGCGGGACCAGCUCGCCCAGAGGAUGAGCCACGGCUCCAACUCCCCUCUAUACCUGGAGCUGGUGGAGACUUCUUUGAAAGGCGAGAUCACAUUCGACCCAUGCUGUGCCUACUACUUGUGGUUCGUCAUGGACUUCUGCGACGGAGGUGACAUGAACGCCUACCUCUUGUCCCGCAAGCCCAGCCGCAAGACCAACACCAGCUUCAUGCUCCAGCUGGGCAGCGCCCUGGCCUUCCUGCACCGCAAUCAGAUCAUCCACCGCGACCUCAAACCAGACAACAUCCUCAUCUCCCAGGGCUGCACGCCGGCCGGCUCCCCUGAACCCACCCUCAAAGUGGCCGACUUCGGACUGAGCAAAGUCUGCUCCACCUCUGGGCUCAACCCCGAGGAGCCGGCCAGCGUCAACAAGUGCUUCCUGUCCACAGCGUGCGGCACAGACUUCUACAUGGCUCCUGAGGUGUGGGAGGGCCACUACACGGCCAAGGCAGAUAUCUUCGCCCUGGGGGUGAUCAUCUGGGCCAUGGUGGAACGCAUCACCUUUGUGGACGUGGAGACGCAGAAGGAGCUGCUGGGGAGCUACGUGCAGCAGGGCUCAGAGAUUGUACCCUUAGGGGAGGCCCUUUUGGAGAACCCCAAGAUGGAGCUGCUGAUCCCUGCCAGGAAAAAGAGCAUGAACGCCCACAUGAAGCAGCUGAUCAGGGAGAUGCUGUCGGCCAACCCUCAGGAAAGGCCUGACGCCUUUGAACUGGAACUCAGACUGGUUCGUAUCGCUUGCAGAGAGCUCGACUGGGACACGUGAUGGAUGACCAAACGGCACCGAUAGACUCAGCCAAUCAAGCACAUGUACACAUCUUAUCAGCUACUGUUAACCUCAGUUGUCACAUAAUGGGGGAUUAAUUUUUUUUUUUUUUUUUUUUUUAACAAGGGAACAAUAGUUAGACUUAGUCAUUGUUCUGUAGCAUGGCUUAGACAUUGUCCACCAGCCCUCGGAUGUAUUCUCUGGAAAAGGCUUGUCAUCACUAUCAGACAGGUUGUCCGGGCGCACACCUAGUAGCUGUGUCUUUAUACCGAAGGGGAGAGGUGUUGUGAGACCCACCGCUGCUGCUUGAAUCUGCAGUUUAGUCUCAGGCUAAUCACAUCACGGCUUCCGCUUCCCCGUUGCAGGAGUCCUUCUAGCAUAAUGGAGGAGCCAAAUGGCCCCGGAAAACCUGCCGACAGUUUGAUAUCACAUAUUUUGUAGCAGGUCGACACUGAUGUCCUCGUGUGUCUUUUUCACAGUCAAAGGAUGUUUGUCUACAAAUAACAUCUUCAACUCGGUGCUAAUUGUAUUUCCAAUGCAAUACGAGACGGUAUCCUGUGAUCAUUACCAGUGUAGAUCUAUUCAACAGGGCCAAUAUAAACACACACACACCUCAACAUGCAGAAUGUUUUUGUGGCCUUGACAGGGCCUGGGGAAAUUUCCUGCAACUUGAUUAGGAACAGCCUGGUACCUUACCACCAGCAUCAAUACAUUUCCAUGUGGUUACCUUUUUGCGUAAACAUUUUUGAGGAUUUUGCAUAAACAUCUGCUUUAUUCAGUCUGGUGAUGCCUUGGCAUAAUACAGACAUGCCCUAAAUACUCAGGUAAAAAAAAUAAAAAGAAACAGCUUCAUGGAAUUUGUAGACAAACAUCUACUUCACGAGUGAAAUUUGAUUAGCGGUCCUGGCUCUGUGCAGUCUGUUGGGGGAAGAAAUGCCAAACUUUGGUGCUUGCAGAUCAGCUUUUCUCCCCAAUUUGAGGACUGCUCAGUCACGUUUUGUGGGUGGGGGACAGUUACCAACAAGUGUCCAGCUAGCAGGUGCUUGCAGUUUCCCUCUUUCUGCCCAUUACAGGCUCCAAGCCAAAUUCAUUGGAAUUGGGUCAGCCAUUAACAAGUUUAAGAGAAUGUAUUUAACGAUCCAGUCAAGUCACCUUUAUUUAUUUUGCGCCUUAAACAUGAAAACAUUAAAUUACAAAACAGCGCUUCACAAGGUUAAAAGAAGGAGCAAACGGAACAAGCUUAACAGACAAAAAAAGACCAAGCACAUUACACAAACGCAAACUCAAAAGAAUUUGAGGAAUGAGUGUUUGGGGAUAUAAUUAGUCCUCAAUUCUUAAAAAAAGCCAAGGCAACAAGCUGCUUACUCUUAACACAGAGAAAUCCCUGUGUUGCCUAAACAUAGAUAUAAUUAGCUGGAGAGUGUGCUGCUUGUGUUAUAAGAGCUUUGACUUGAAUUUUCACCGUUGACGGUCCAUUUCGACAGAGACCUGCAUGAGUGAAAGGGGUGAGGAUUUCAGUGAAAUCAACUGAAAGCACUUUUUUUGUUGUUUAUAUUUCUUCCUCAUAACUAACUACCCAUCAUAUUGAGAAGCUUUGCGAGGCUGUACCCAGUGUGAUAACUGCAAAUGCUGUUUGUUUACCGGGCAAAACACACACUGUCAACCAACAGUCUACUUAUGCAUGCAAUGCCUCUCACCUUCAGGGAAGAAGCUAGAGAAGACACCAGCACACCCAAUCCUCCGUGAGCCAGAGGACCUCUAUUUUUUUUUUUUUUUUUUUUUUUUGACAUAUAAUACUGUUGUGUUUAACUUGAUCUCCUCUCACUGUGUCAGCGCUCCCCAUUUCCUUUGGCUCUGGAUCUUACCAGUAAUCCCUUUCUCCAUGCUUCCGACAGGCUAAUUCUAAGCCUAUUAAGUUGUUGCAGUAGUUGGCAGAGAAUCACGCUCGGGACCCCUUUUGCCUUCCAGGUCAUAAUUUGUGCACUUUUACAGAUUUUUGUAUGAAUCUGUAAAAAA
Myripristis murdjan (pinecone soldierfish) is the source of this 3136-nucleotide messenger RNA. It is a transcript of the gene pdik1l, whose product is annotated as PDLIM1 interacting kinase 1 like. The transcript is spliced from 3 exons. Lineage: Eukaryota; Metazoa; Chordata; Actinopteri; Holocentriformes; Holocentridae. Gene Ontology annotation, cellular component: cytoplasm; nucleus. Bases 95 to 1120 code for a protein of 341 amino acids. The record is from RefSeq and is a predicted model, not a curated record. Gene Ontology annotation, biological process: negative regulation of G2/MI transition of meiotic cell cycle; protein phosphorylation. Gene Ontology annotation, molecular function: ATP binding; protein kinase activity.